AAGCACAAACUUGAGAGAGAGAGACAGAGACAGAGAGAGACAGAGAGAGAAAUGGCUUCAGGGAGUUUUGUUAAGAUUCCAGACAUAAAGUUCACGAAGCUCUUCAUCAAUGGAAAUUUCGUCGAUUCCAUUUCAGGAAAAACAUUUGGGACAAUAGACCCAAGAACAGGAGAACAGAUAGCAAGGAUAGCAGAGGGAGACAAGGAAGAUGUUAAUUUAGCAGUCAAGGCUGCGCGAGUUGCAUUCGAUCAUGGCCCAUGGCCUCGCUUAUCUGGUUCUGCAAUACGAAGAAUAAUGAUGAAAUAUGCAGACUUAAUCAACGAAAAUACAGAAGAACUAGUUGCAUUGGACACCAUUGAUGCCGGUAAAUUGUUCGGUAGGGGAAAGGCCGUGGAUAUUCCUGCGGCAGCAGAAACUCUCCGUUACUAUGCCGGUGCUGCAGAUAAAAUUCACGGAGAGACGUUAAAAAUGUCGCAGGAGCUUCAAGCGUUCACAUUGCGCGAACCAGUAGGCGUAGUCGGGCAUAUCAUCCCUUGGAACUUCCCAAGUAUCAUGUUUUCUACUAAGGUUGCACCAGCAUUGGCAGCUGGCUGCACCAUGAUUGUCAAGCCUGCUGAGCAGAAACAGACACCGCUUUCAGCUCUUCACAAUGCCCAUUUGGCUAAGCUGGCUGGAAUCCCAGAUGGAGUGAUAAAUGUUAUAACAGCAUUCGGACAUACUACUGGAGCUGCCAUUUCCUCUCAUAUGGACAUUGAUAAAAUAAGUUUUACAGGGUCCACAGAAGUGGGAAGGAUUGUAAUGGAAGCAGCAGCAAAAAGCAACUUGAAAGGAGUGUCGCUGGAGCUGGGAGGGAAGACCCCUGUCAUAAUUUUAAAAAAUGCUGACCUUGACAAAGCCUCUGAUCUUGCUCUCCUCGGAAUUGUGUAUAACAAGGGAGAAAUUUGUGUGGCUGGAUCACGUGUUUUUGUUCAAGAACGAAUUUAUGAAGAAUUGGUGAAGAAGUUGGAAGACAAGGCAAAGACAUGGGUGGCUGGAGAUCCUUUUGAUCCUAUUGUUCGUUAUGGACCACAGGUUGACAAGACCCAAUUUGAGAGAAUACUUUCAUACAUUGAGCAUGAAAAGAGAGAAGGAGCCACAUUGUUAACUGGUGGCAAGCCUUGUGGCCAGAAGGGAUACUAUAUUGAGCCAACAAUUUUCACUGAUGUAUGGAAAGAUAGAUGCCUGCAGAGGGAUAGUGAGAUGAAGGGAAUUGCGAACAAAUUGGCAAACCUACAACCGAUUGUCAGUUUCAUAAUGCAGAACGUCAUGCAGCCACCGUUUUCGUUACAAGACAUGCCGAUUCCGGCAGCCAAGACCGAUGCCCAGAAAAGGGGGCAGAAAACAGUUCCUAUAAUCCCUCAGCGUGACAGGACAAAGGAACAUUCUCACUGGCCUUCAUAG
Camellia sinensis is the source of this 1440-nucleotide messenger RNA. The record is from RefSeq and is a predicted model, not a curated record. Lineage: Eukaryota; Viridiplantae; Streptophyta; Magnoliopsida; Ericales; Theaceae.